Messenger RNA from Trichoderma gamsii, 1287 nucleotides. RefSeq names its product unsaturated glucuronyl hydrolase. The coding region runs from base 1 to 1287 and encodes 428 amino acids. Gene Ontology annotation, molecular function: chondroitin hydrolase activity. The transcript is spliced from 2 exons. Gene Ontology annotation, biological process: polysaccharide catabolic process. NCBI's taxonomy places the organism in Eukaryota, Fungi, Ascomycota, Sordariomycetes, Hypocreales, Hypocreaceae. The record is from RefSeq and is a predicted model, not a curated record.
AUGUCUGAGUGGCAGCCAAGUAUUGAUCAAAGCCGGCAGCCUACACCACCAACGUUGUAUCCGGAAUACACAAAGCCGGGUGGCGUCGAAUACAUCUAUCGCGAACUCGAAUUCUGGACAUCGGGCUUCUUUCCGGGCUCUCUGCACGUGCUUCUUGAGAGGCAGAGGAGAUUCGGCCAUGUUAUUGCACAGCAGCAGGCGUCUGGGAAGUCUAGUAUAGCAGCACCACAUGUCUUACAGCUUGAAUUUGCGUGCCGGUGGUGGACAGCAAAUUUACACUGUAAUUCGCAACUACAAGGGACACACGAUCUUGGCUUUAUGAUAGCACCUUGGGCACGACGCCAGUGGGAGCUUCUCCACGAUACCCAGUCGUACGUGACCAUGAUCAACGCGGCCAAGACACUGGCUGGGCGCUUCAACCCCAUUAUUGGAGCUAUAAGAUCCUGGGACACGUGUGAGACCAAGGUGUAUUCGUUCAAAGAUUUGAGCACUGAUUUUCUGGUCAUUAUCGACAAUAUGAUGAAUCUUGAUAUCGUCUUCUGGGCUGCAGCUCAAACCAACGAUAGUGCAAUGUUUAACAUUGCUCUGUCCCACGCGAAGUUAAGCCAGCGUGAGCUUAUUCGACCAGAUUCAACAACUACUCAUUUGGUCAAUUUUGACCCCGCGACUGGCACAGUCAAGCAGCGGCUAACAAACCAGGGAAUGGGACAUGAGUCCUGUUGGACACGAGGUCAAGCCUGGGCCAUCGCAGGCUUUGCCCAGACCUACAGCUGGACGGGUGACGUUUCAUUCCUCAAGACAUCGAGAGACUGCGCUGAUUACUUUCUGGAGAAUCUUCCGACGACUCUGAUUCCUCCAUGGGAUUUUGAUGCGCCAAAGGACGGCAGACAGCCCACGGAUACGAGCGCCGCAGUCAUCGCGGCGUAUGGGAUGCUGCUGAUUCACGAAUCAAUGAUCGCUCGCGGAGAUAGCUCCGAGUAUCUUGCCGCGGCGCUCCGGAUUCUGAACGCAGUAUGCGAACAUCAUUUGAAUCCACCUGCGAGGUUUGUAGUGCCGCGCCUGGAAGUGGAAACAGUCGAGCAUGGCGUGACUCUCGAACACGGAGCUGUGACUGUUGAUCUUGGAGAGGGCGAGACCAUAUUGAACGGGGCUACGAUUAACAAUUUCGAAUUUGCGCCACGCAGAUGGGCAAAUCAUGGGCUCGUCUAUGCGGAUUACUUCUUUCUUCUAUGUGGAAACAAGCUUUUAGAGAUGGGGAUCGGGCAGCUCAUCUUGAGGACUGAGUAG